Messenger RNA from Aureobasidium subglaciale EXF-2481, 1122 nucleotides. RefSeq lists its product as uncharacterized. Gene Ontology annotation, cellular component: nucleus. NCBI's taxonomy places the organism in Eukaryota, Fungi, Ascomycota, Dothideomycetes, Dothideales, Saccotheciaceae. Gene Ontology annotation, biological process: regulation of DNA-templated transcription. Gene Ontology annotation, molecular function: DNA-binding transcription factor activity, RNA polymerase II-specific; RNA polymerase II cis-regulatory region sequence-specific DNA binding. The transcript has 2 exons. The coding region runs from base 1 to 1122 and encodes 373 amino acids. The record is from RefSeq and is a predicted model, not a curated record.
AUGGAUAUCUCUUCCCUACUAGAGGGAGCUAGGGAUCCUCCCACAUCUUCGCCUUACCCUUCCAACAACUCUCUGCCCAGGCUGGAUAUGGACUCGGGAUACACUCGCAACUCACAACCUAGCUUGAUGCCUCUUCAGCCGAGCGUUCAACAACAACUCCCAAGUCGCUUCCAGCCGCCUACAUUCUCGUCACAAGGCUUCAAUCCACAGCUGCCGCCAUACCAUCAGCAACAAAGCUUCGGUCAGCUACCUCCUAUCACAACUCAGGACCAAAGGUUACCUCCGCCACCUGUCAAUGGUUACACAGCCAACGGUCCUGUCAACAAGCGAUUGGCUCCUUCCGGACCUCAUCCAUCAGAAUCACCCGCCAAGAAGAAGCAAUCGAAGUGGAGCCCCGAGGAGGAUGCCGCUAUCAUCGAGCUUCGUGGCAACGGCAUGAAAUGGGAAGACAUUUCCAAGCACCUACCUGGUCGUAGUGCCAUCAGUUGCAGACUUCGAUUCCAGAACUACCUUGAACGUCGCUCAGAGUGGGACGAUGAGAAGAAGAACAAGCUUGCUCGUCUUUACGAGAGGUUCAAGAAAGAUAUGUGGGAGAAGAUUGCCAAGGAGAUGGCCUUACCAUGGCGAGCUGCCGAAGCGAUGCACUGGCAAAUUGGCGAAGUCGAGAUGGCCAGUCGUGCCAAUGUUCCCGUCUUCCACCUCGCUGGUUCAGCUUCACAAUCACAGUCUCAAUCACAGACGAGUGCCUCUAGAGCACAGCACUAUUACUCCGCAUCGAGCUCUACUUCAGUGUCCGCGGGGCAUUGCGAGCCGCGUAGCACCAACAGCUCACCCACGUCUGUCCACAGUCACUACCAACUUCCUUAUACUUUCGCCCAACAGACUCACAGCCACGCUCUCCCUCAUAUGGUCCCAUCACAUCCGCUUUCACCCGGAAGUGUAAGGUCUCGCAGGAACAGUGUGACCUCCCUCAAUGGUGCAGACAUCCGGACCCGUGCAGACAGUGCACGCGAUUCUGUAAUUCCUCAACCACGAUCUACCCUUGAACCAAACCUACCGCAUAUGCAGAAACGCUAUGUCAGCCCUUUCGCCGACAAGGUGUCAGACAGCGAGACGAAUUGA